AUACAUUGAUGACAGUUUUAGAUGUCCCAACCCAGUCACUGGAAAACUAUUUUUUACACAAAUCAGAAAUAUCCUGGUAGUGGAUAAACAUCAUUAAGUGGAGUAAAAAAUCAAUCAGUACAAAAUGCAAGUGCCUCUGCUGCACCGAAGUACCCAGAUGGUGUUGCUGAAGAAGCAGAUUCGGCGAAAGGCGAAGGAGCUGCGGCUGCGCAGGCGUAGGGCUCGUCGACGCCUGGAGGUGAUGCACCGGAUCCGGGACCAUCUGCUCCACAGGAUGCGGAACUUGAUAGAUGUGCGUCAACGGGAUGCGGAGAUGGAGAGGCGGGAACAGGCGAGAAGGGCGGUGGGCGGGAUGCUGGCCAUGUAUAAAAGCUGGUUGCGCAACUGGUCAAGAGCUUUGCGGCUUCAAGGUCGCUUAAUUCGGCACCAGGAGCAGCUGAAAAAAAGACUGCAUCGCAGGCUUCAUCAAUUGAGGAAGCAGCUGAAGAAGCGCCGUCAUCCACAACAAGUGGUGGACAAGUGCUUCAAUAAACUGGAAAAAGCGGUAAAAAAGUGGCAAAACAGUUCGCAGUACCAUAAGUUUGUUGAGGGUCAAGAUGAUAUCUGGGACGCAGAGGCCAAGGAGGUUCGAAAGUACCUAUCAGAUAUCCGGGGCAGGCGGCCCCGAAAGAUACGUAGGGUUAGGGCUAACCAGGAUGACGACAUGGAAGACUUUGCACAUUUUUGGAUUACUGAAGUACAACGAAAAAGAGCAAAGAUCAAGAAUCAUUUAGUCACCAAGGAACCAAAACGUGACUUGGAGUUGGAAGAGGCCGCGCCCGGAAAAACCAUAAAGCCCCUUAGGAAGAAGAAGAAAUCCAAGUCCAAUGCCAUUUAUCUCAGUAUAGAUGAACUCGUCAUUCCAAAAAAAGUUAAAAAACUGAGGAAAAAGAAGAAAGCUGUCCGGAAGCGAAGAGAACCGGAUCCGACGAAACCAUCUCUCGAUGAACUUAAGAUAUUGGUAAGAGAACUUAUAAGAUUCGAUAAGAGAAGGAAAGACAAAAAACGUGUUUCUAGGAAGCCGAAAAUCACUAGGAUUGCCAUCAGAAAAGAACGUCUUAUAAGUAUGAGGGAAAAACUGGGCUUAUCAGAUAUUUCAAUACUUUCCGAACCACAGUUGCCCAAAAAAACAAUUCGAAAAAAGCCCAGAAAAGUAGUUCAGUUAAAUGUGAAGAAGUUGCUGGAUGGGGUCACUGUACCAGAACCGAAAAUCCUAAAAUCUGAGGUAUUAGGGUCGAAAAAAUCUCGAAAGUUUAAAAAAAAGUUGAAGAAACAUAAAACAAAGUUUGUGGAUAUUGUUAUAAGAGAUGAGCUAAAAGCACUUUUACAAGAAAAGAAAAAGAAAACGAUUUCCCAUCGUGGCAGACAGAACGCAGCUGCCUCAGGAGUAUUACAACAUAAAAAGGCCCCCUUAAUGAAACCUAAAAAUGUAGUCUCUAGAUUGUUCGGCGACCUUCCCCUCUUUAUGAGGCACCAAGUAAGAAAAAAGAAAUUGGGGCACCAUCCCAAAGGCUACUACAGCAGUUCGAGUAGCUCAACCUACUCCAGAGAGGUUGAUCUUAGCUCUGAUUCCGGAAAAGGCGCCAUGGUGGGUAAACACAGGAAGGGACAUAAGAUACGUGCCGAUAGCAGCGCUUCCCAAAUAGAUGUUAUAGUUGAUCUAACGUUCGACCAAGCAAGUGAAGAAAAAAAUCAUUCAAAACACCGGAACGUAAUGGAUCCAGCCUCUCGUUUUUCAGAGGAUGGAUAUCUGUUGGGUAAGCUUAAACAUCGACGAGCCGAAAAAAGCGGUUCCCAAAAAGAAUUCGCCAGCGAUAGUGUUGUAUCUCUGAGCGAUUCGCUGAACAAAAUUUUAGCGUCCAACCGACCACGGAAGAGUGUCCGUAGGUCUAUCCGCACACCACUAAUGCUACCCAAAAAGCUGCGUGUUGCUCCUCCAAGGGGACAGGACGAGAGCCACUAUCAGUCUCUCAAGAAGGACAUUAUGUACAUCAGAACUAGUGAUCAGGAAACAGAGCAACAGAGAAAAUCCAAAAUCCAAAAUCGUUGGUCAGUCAGCGAUCCAGUAGUGAACAGUCGAAGGCAAUCGAAGAGGUUCCUUCCAAGGAGCAUUUCCGAUACCGAUAUCAAGCAAAAGAAGACUCCAACCACCGAUGGCGAUCAGCCCCAUAUUCAAAUUGGGGAAACUCGGGAAACUGUAAUCCCAAGUGACGAACCCCGAAACACCAGAUCCCCCUCCAAGGAUAAAAUGCGCCAGCCCUACGAAUUCAACUACGAGGCUCUGCCAGAUGAUCUUGAGAAGUUCUUUGAUCCUUUACGAGACCAUACUUAUGGCUAUGACCGACACGAUAAGACCCCGGACGAGCAUUACCUGGCGGACCUCCUUCACCCCAGCCACGGAAGGUUCGCUAUGAAAGACCUGAUAUCAGACAAUAAAUACAAGCCCUUGCAGAGGUUACUCAAGGACGUCAUAGAAAAUAACCAUAUUAUAGAGUUUGUGGCGGAUGUCAAGGGACUUAUGGAGACAGUGGGGCGCCACCCGAUGUGGGCCAACCUCCAAAACCUUCACAGUGAAUUCAUGGAAUCGGGCGUCAGUCUAGAUGAGGUUAAGCAAAUGCUUACCGCGAAGUAUUUGGAGUUUCUCAAGGGCAUCGUGAGCGAUAUGCACUUUGCUCGGAUACAGCCUCCACGAGAUUCAAUGCUCAAUGUUGUAGAAAGCGAUCCUGCCAAGUCUAAGCAGGCUAGCCAGGUGGACACGUUGUUGGAGAAAAACCUGUGGAACAGGCAGCGGCUCAGCACACGACUCAUUCCUUUCGGGAUGCGAGGACUUCCAGGGAAUAGAAGCGCUACGCCCCACAGCCGGCGCCAGUCGCAGGAUGCCAGGAUGAACAGCGUCCUGUACAAAAAACUCAUCGAGCAGGAGAUGAAUGCGGAGCGACUGGAACGGGAGGAGCGCAAGCGGCUAACCUACGGGUCAUACGGAUCGUCCAUGAGCAUUAACACCAGCUUGGAACUGGCGCCCAACGAGGAGCAGGAAGUGCGCGAUAUCGAGAUGCGGUACUCCUUAGUCAACAUCAACAGCAUUGUGGACGACCACAAUCAGAUGUUCAAGGCUAUGGAACGUAAAAGAGCGACGGCAAAGAUUGUCCACAAGGAGAUGGAGGGGAAACUUGGGAAAAUGCUUUCUUCCGCGCAAUUCAGGAGACCUACGAGUAAAGAGGCUUCUACGACCCACAAGAGGCGUCGAAACCUCAGGCCCAUCGAGCAGCUUUACUACUCACCCCGGAAGACUUGUCGCCUGCAGAAGAUCUCCGAUUCAUCGGAGUGUUCGGGAUGCGAGUCCCGGGAGAGCGGAAUCGGGGAUGAGAUGGUUCUUGAGAAGUGUCCCAGAUGUGGAGUCAAAGUGCCUGUUCCGGCACCCAUUCCUUCUUUUCCCCAGCCAUCCUCAUCCAGCAGCGAGAUCUUGUCCAGCGGAUCAAUAGAAGCCUGUGCUAAAAACGAGCUGCUAAUCAACAGCCUUGCAGAUCUUUGCUCACGCUGUGGCUAUGUCCAUGAGAAGGGGCAUCCUUGUUCCCAGUUACCCUUUAACACGCGGAAAAGCAAACUACUAAAGAGGAUUAAGGAUACCAUACGAACUGCCCCGGAGUGUCCGGCCUUCUGCUCACCCCGCGGGAUCCUCAAGAAACCGAGAAGUUGAUCCUUGGACGGAACACAAGAAGCUGUUGCAGCCAUCAAGUGGCAACCAAACUCCGGAAAUGCACGGAUAUGAGCACCAAAUCAGCCGGCUGAGGCGAAUGAAACAUUUGGUUUAAGUGCUAAAUAAAUUCCAGUAAUGAGUUUGCCUCUGUCUGUGGGUGUGCCUGUGUUGUUAAAUGCUUUGCCAAGUUUCAUAAAAUAUGCAAGGACUUUUGCACACACACACCCCCAAACACGGCCAAGCUCAUGCGAUGC
Molecule: messenger RNA, 3990 nt
Organism: Drosophila suzukii
Lineage: Eukaryota; Metazoa; Arthropoda; Insecta; Diptera; Drosophilidae
Source: RefSeq, a predicted model, not a curated record